Molecule: messenger RNA, 585 nt
Organism: Aspergillus puulaauensis
Lineage: Eukaryota; Fungi; Ascomycota; Eurotiomycetes; Eurotiales; Aspergillaceae
Gene: RPS14
Product: 40S ribosomal uS11 domain-containing protein
Exons: 4
Coding region: 1-585 (194 amino acids)
Biological process (GO): translation; ribosomal small subunit assembly; maturation of SSU-rRNA from tricistronic rRNA transcript (SSU-rRNA, 5.8S rRNA, LSU-rRNA)
Cellular component (GO): cytosolic small ribosomal subunit; ribosome
Molecular function (GO): mRNA 5'-UTR binding; structural constituent of ribosome; small ribosomal subunit rRNA binding
Source: RefSeq, a predicted model, not a curated record
AUGGGGCGCCAGACCCCGGUAGGGCACACGGAACCAACUCCACCACGAAUUUUCCUGUAUCUCCAACCCGGCACCACAGCAACUUCUUCUUUUUCUCUCCAUAUUCCACCACAUCAGCAAGUCGACACAAUGGCACCCAAGUCCAAGGCCCCCGCCGCUCCUAAGGAGAACGUCACUCUCGGCCCUCUCGCCGGUGAUGGCAAGCUCGUUUUCGGCGUUGCCCGUAUCUUCGCCUCCUUCAACGAUACCUUCGUUCACGUUACCGAUCUCUCUGGUCGCGAAACCAUCUGCCGUGUCACCGGUGGUAUGAAGGUCAAGGCUGACCGUGACGAGUCAUCCCCCUACGCUGCCAUGUUGGCUGCCCAGGACGUUGCUGCCCGCUGCAAGGAGCUCGGCAUCAACGCCCUCCACAUCAAGAUCCGUGCUACCGGUGGUAACGGUACCAAGACCCCCGGUCCCGGUGCUCAGUCUGCCCUCCGUGCCCUUGCCCGUGCCGGCAUGAGAAUCGGCCGCAUUGAGGAUGUCACCCCUACUCCUUCCGACUCUACUCGUCGCAAGGGUGGUCGCCGUGGUCGUCGUCUGUAG